This is a messenger RNA of Staurois parvus, 1927 nucleotides long. The record is from the annotation of a GenBank genome assembly. NCBI's taxonomy places the organism in Eukaryota, Metazoa, Chordata, Amphibia, Anura, Ranidae.
AUGGACCCAGCAGCUCCCGCCACCCGCAUGACCUCUUCCUUCACCAUCAACAUCUCCACGCCCUCGUUCUACAACCAGCCCAAGAAGUUUGCCCCCGUGGUGCCCCCGAAGCCCAAGGUGAACCCCUUCAAGGCCCCGGAAGAAGCAGAGCCCAAGAACGCCCCGGUAGGGUCCCUGGAAGGCCCCGGCAUUAAGGCUUUCUUAGGAAAAGUUGGAGAGAUCCCGCCCCCGGCGCCAUCUAGCGGAGAGCAGGAAGAAUUUAUCCUGCCGCCUCCCCCCCUCCCAGCGAUGACUCCAUCUUGAGCCCUGUGUCUUUUCCGCCUCCUCCACCCAACUUCAGUGAUGAUGUUCUUGGCUCCCCCACAUCUUGUUUUCCCCCCUCCUCCACCUCCUGAGUUUGCCGAACCCUUCCCGCCCCCUGCAGAGGAAUCCUUCCCAUCACCACCUCCGCUGGAGGAAGCCAAUGAUAUCCAGGUUCCACCACCACCUCCUCUGGCUCCACCUAUCCCACUUCUAUCUGCACCGAAACCUGCUGCACCGGUACCUUCCAAGCCCACUGCCCCAUCAAUGUUUACUCCAAAAAAUACUCCUACAUUUUCUCCCAAGACUGCUGGUCCAUCGUCUUUCAGCCCUAAGCCUGCCGCUCCUGCACCAGUUGCUCCAAAGCCUGCUUCUCCAUUUGUUCCAAAAGUAUCUGCUCCUCACACAUAUUCUCCUUCACCUCCUGCUGCAGACCCUCCACCGGCUCAGACCUUCUCCCCAAAGCCAAGUGCAUCAUCAUUUUCUCCAAAACCAACUCCAUCUCAAACCUUCACUCCGAAGCCUUCUGCUCCACACACUUUCUCUCCCCGGCCAACAGAGCCAAGUUCAGAGGCCUUGCGACCACCAGAGCAAAAAUUUCCACCACCACACCCUGUGGUGUCUGAACCUCCAGCGUCCUCCAUACCAUCAUCUGUACGAUCACCAGGAUUCAACUAUGCACAUCAACGAGAAAAGCCUCAAGUGCUUGAAAAAGCCAGACCGGAUGAAAAUGCCAGGGUUCCAGCCCCGCAGAUGGAGUUUAGCAGAAAUUUUGUGCCACCAGAGAGUGUUAAAAGUGGAGUGAUAAAAGCCAAUGGGACAUCUGGCCCUAAACCACAACCAGAACAUUUUCAGGCACCAAGGCUGCAGUCAGAUGGCAUGCAGACCAGAGGACCUCAGCCAAGCCCACAAAGACCUUCUGAUCCUAAUCGGACUGCUGGCUCCACUACCCUAAACAUGAAGGAAGUGGAAGAACUGGAGAUGCUGACUCAGCAGUUAAUGCAGGAGAUGGACAAACAGCCCACAGCAGAAGGACACUCCAUGGAUCUCUGCGGAUUCUGUGGUAAGGGUCUUUCUCGGACAGAGACGGUGGUGCGAGCUGGAGAACACUUUAUACCAUGUACAUUGCUUCACGUGCUCCAAGUGUGACCAGCAGCUCCAGGGUCAGCAGUAUUAUGAGAACAAGGGACGUCCACUCUGUGAGGACUGCUACCAGGACACAUUGGAAUGUUGUGCCGUGUGCCAAAAGAAGAUUACCGAACGUUUGCUGAAGGCGAUGGGCAAGGCCUACCACCCAGAAUGCUUCACCUGUGCGGUGUGCCACCGUCCUCUGCAGGGCGAGCCUUUUAUAGUGGACCAGAACAAUCUGCCGCAUUGCGUUGCAGAUUACCACCGGCGGUAUGCCCCUCGCUGUUCCGUUUGUGGGGAUCCAAUUGCCCCCGAGCCUGGCCGGGAUGAGACAGUGCGGGUGGUGGCUUUGGAGAAGAACUUCCAUAUGAUGUGUUACAAGUGUGAGGACUGUGGUAGCUCUCUCUCUGUUGAGGCUGAUGACUCUGGCUGUUUCCCAUUGGAUGGCCAUGUUUUGUGCAAGAAGUGCCACAUAGUGCGUGCGCGGGCUGUUCACUGA